This is a messenger RNA of Verticillium dahliae VdLs.17, 2034 nucleotides long. Its product is annotated as ATP-dependent RNA helicase ded1. The coding region runs from base 1 to 2034 and encodes 677 amino acids. Gene Ontology annotation, cellular component: nucleus. Lineage: Eukaryota; Fungi; Ascomycota; Sordariomycetes; Glomerellales; Plectosphaerellaceae. The transcript has 3 exons. The record is from RefSeq and is a predicted model, not a curated record. Gene Ontology annotation, molecular function: RNA binding; RNA helicase activity; ATP binding.
AUGGCUGAUCAGCUCAACAUCAACGGCCUCAAUAUCGGCUCCACUCAGGAGGCCUCUGGUCGCUCCUCUUACAUCCCCCCUCAUAUGCGAGGCAAGAUGGGCCAGGCUCCUCCUGCCGCCGCCGCCGCCCCCGGCGCCGGCGGCCCUCCCAACGUCAACGGCGGCCUCAACAACAGUGCCUGGGCUGGUAACAACGGCAACGGCAACUACGGCGGUGGUCGCGGCGGCGGUGACUGGCCUGCCAUGGGCGGUCCCGGUGGCCCUGGCGGCCCCCCUGCUCCCGCUGCGGCUGGCGGUCCUCCUCCUCACUACGGUGGCGGUCGCGGCGGUGGUCGCGGCGGCUGGAACGGUGGUGAUCGUGGCUACGGCGGUGGCUACGGCGGCAAUGCUGGCGGUGCCGGCGGUGCUCCCGCACACACCCGCGGCUCUGGCGAUGGUCAGUGGCGCGACGGCAAGCACAUUGCUGGACCCGCCAACCCCCGUGUCGAGCGCGAGCUCUUCGGAACCCCAGACGAUCCUUCCAAGCAGCACACCGGUAUCAACUUUGAGAAGUACGACGACAUUCCCGUCGAGGCUUCCGGUCACGACGUUUCCCGAGCCUGUCCUCACGUCCCCACCCCCGUUCAGAAGUACUCUAUCCCCAUUGUCAUGGGUGGCCGUGACUUGAUGGCUUGUGCCCAGACUGGUUCCGGCAAGACUGGUGGUUUCCUCUUCCCCAUCCUUUCUCAGGCCUUCAUCAACGGUCCCUCGCCCGUUCCCGCCAACGCCGCCGGUGGCAGCUUUGGUCGUCAGCGCAAGGCCUACCCCACCUCGCUGAUCCUCGCCCCCACUCGUGAGCUUGUCUCGCAGAUCUACGACGAGUCUCGCAAGUUCGCCUACCGUUCGUGGGUUCGCCCUUGCGUUGUCUACGGUGGUGCCGACAUUGGUUCUCAGCUCCGCCAGAUUGAGCGCGGUUGCGAUCUCCUGGUUGCCACUCCUGGUCGUCUCGUCGAUCUGAUUGAGCGCGGUCGCAUCUCCCUGCAGAACAUUAAGUAUCUUGUGCUCGAUGAGGCUGAUCGCAUGCUUGACAUGGGUUUCGAGCCUCAGAUUCGCCGUAUCGUUGAGGGAGAGGACAUGCCCGGUGUUCAGAACCGCCAGACUCUCAUGUUCUCCGCCACCUUCCCCCGCGAUAUCCAGAUGCUGGCCCGUGACUUCCUCAAGGACUACGUCUUCCUCUCUGUCGGUCGUGUUGGCUCCACUUCGGAGAACAUCACCCAGAAGGUCGAGUACGUCGAGGACGUCGACAAGCGCUCUGUUCUUCUCGACAUUCUCCACACCCACGGCGCAGGUCUCACGCUGAUUUUCGUCGAAACCAAGCGCAUGGCCGAUUCGCUCUCGGACUUCCUCAUCAACCAGAGCUUCCCUGCCACUUCCAUCCACGGAGAUCGUACUCAGCGCGAGCGUGAGCGCGCCCUCGAGUUCUUCCGUAACGGCCGCUGCCCCAUUCUGGUUGCCACCGCCGUUGCCGCUCGUGGUCUCGAUAUUCCCAACGUCACCCACGUUGUCAACUACGAUCUACCCACCGACAUUGACGACUACGUCCACCGCAUCGGUCGUACUGGUCGUGCCGGCAACACUGGCCACUCCACAGCCUUCUUCAACCGCGGCAACCGUGGUGUCGUCCGCGAGCUACUCGAGCUGCUCAAGGAAGCUAACCAGGAGGUUCCCCAAUUCCUCGAGACUAUCGCUCGUGAGUCUUCCUACGGCGGCGGCGGCCGUGGUAGAUCCGGCGGUGGUCGUGGCCGUGGACAGGGUGCCAACCGCGAUUUCCGUAAAUUCGGCGGUGGCGGCUUCAGCAGCGGCGGCGGCGGCGGCUUCGGUGGUCCCCCCAGCAGCGGCUACAGUGGCGGCGGCGGCGGCGGCUUCGGAGGUCCUCCUCCUAAUCCCAGCUACGGCGGUGGCGGUGGUGGCUACGGCGGCGGCUACGGCGGUGGCGGCGGCGGCGGCAACUAUGGCAACCCUGGCAGCGGCGCUGGCGGCCAGUCUUGGUGGUAA